Molecule: messenger RNA, 846 nt
Organism: Cryptomeria japonica (Japanese cedar)
Lineage: Eukaryota; Viridiplantae; Streptophyta; Pinopsida; Cupressales; Cupressaceae
Product: metalloendoproteinase 1-MMP
Exons: 1
Coding region: 28-831 (267 amino acids)
Biological process (GO): proteolysis; collagen catabolic process; extracellular matrix organization
Cellular component (GO): extracellular matrix
Molecular function (GO): metalloendopeptidase activity; zinc ion binding
Source: RefSeq, a predicted model, not a curated record
CAAAUCCUUCCCCCAAAAAACGACGGCAUGAAAUCAUGUCCAGAAUCACCAUUAUUUUAUCAGAGCAGACUCAUCUGCGUAAAGAAAAUAUUCGAUCACAUAGAGGCAAAGGUGUUACUUACAGGUAUGACAAUGCUCUUGAUGCUUUCAACAAAAGGAGUGGUAAAUUCGGCGCCCAGUAGUUAUCAUUUCCAUCGAAUUCCAACAAGCUGCGGUGUGAUCAAAACUGAGCCUUUUGGUCCUUUGCCAAAAUGGCAGUCCACAAAUUUGACCUACGCAUUGUUAGACAUCCCGUAUGCCCAAUUAGGGCUAUCCAGUGCAGCAGUUAGGUUUAGCAUAGCCGCGGCCUUCGAUUCAUGGGCCGCCGUAACGCCCUUCCAUUUUGUGGAAGCCCAAAACAGCGAUCAAGCGAACAUCAAAAUAAGUUUCGCCACAGGCGACCAUGGCGACGGCGAGCCCUUUGACGGACCAGGCGGCCUUCUGGCGCACUCCUUCGCUCCGCCAUCCGGUAUCAUGCAUUUUGACGCCGAAGAAUAUUGGCGUGUUGAUGGCUUUGAAGAGCCCUCGUAUUUUCUUUGGGUUGAUUUGCAGAGCAUAGCGCUGCAUGAAAUAGGGCAUAUUAUAGGGUUAGGGCACGCGCAAAAUAGUGAUGCCGUUAUGUACAGAUUUAUCUCUGUUAGAGAAGUUAAAAGAGAGCUUACCGUUCAUGAUGUGCAAUGCGCCGCUGCCCUGUAUGCUACGCCUCUUGAGGUGCCCUAUAUUUUUGUCAAGCUUUUGUUUGCCCUAAUCUGCACCUCAUUCAUAUGUACAAUUCUAUUUUCAACUGUAUGAAGUAAGCUUCAGUGA